Messenger RNA from Auanema sp. JU1783, 3384 nucleotides. The record is from the annotation of a GenBank genome assembly. Lineage: Eukaryota; Metazoa; Nematoda; Chromadorea; Rhabditida; Rhabditidae.
AUGCAUGUUCCCUACACAACGUCUGUUCCUAAUAAUGCUUUAAAUACUUGGGCGAAUCAACAAAAUAGCUAUUCGCAAGAUACUAAUGAACAGUCUUCCUUCACCAGAGAAGAAAAAUGUGAUAAAAAUGGUAGAAGAUGCAGAAAAAGACGAGUCUCGGAUAGAGAGAAACAGAAGAAACCAACGGCUAGAACACUAGGAGAAUUAGUUGAAGAAGCUAAAGAGAAAGAGAAAAAAAAGUCCAGAAGUGGGAGUUUUGAAAAGGAGAGGAUGAAAGAUGAAACAGAGGACGAAUACACAUGUAGUGAUGAAAACGAUGGACCUGAGAACAUGAAGGAAGAUGAUUUAAAAUGCGAUGAAAUCAAUCAAGCGAGCAUGGCAGGAAAUAGUCAUCAACGGGAAGGGAAACCACAGUUUUUUGAUGGUAAUUAUCAUCAGUCUCCUAUAUGCUUAUCUAUAUUUGGAGAUGUACCUUUGCUGGGAGCGAACGAAUUGAAAGAUGAAAUUGUUCUGGACGAGUAUGAGUUUGAUCCUAACACUAUGAAAGUGAAAGAAUCUAGUCAAUGUAUGUAUGCUGCUGGAAGGAGAUAUAAUUCGUGUGAUGGUGAAGCCGUUCUGAACUUGUCCACUGAAAUGAGACUCAAUGAGUUCAACAACGAUGUUUUAGAAGUUCUCCAACGAGCCAAAGAUAGACAAGUUUUAGUUCCGAGAUCUCCCACACCUCCUCUACAUCAUAAAUGCAAAUGUGGUCACGAUGACAGCUCUUCUAGCUCUUCUUCGGAAGAUGAAAAGGAUGACAAUGAGAAACAAUCAGAUCGGCAAAAAAACAUAGAAAUUUUGAGAAAAGAAGUACAUAGGAAGCAAACUCAUCCCUCAGCGUUGAGUCCUGAUAUUAUUUUUAACGAGAAAGGAAUGUCAAACGAUGGUCCGGUUUGUAGGUGCUCUAUCAGAUCACGGAAAGAAGGGUUACGACACAGCAAGUAUGUUGGUGAAAAGUUCAUUCCAUUAUGCAAUCCAAAAUCAAGCAACUCGAAAAAACUUUAUCACUAUGUGCUUAAAGUAGGGGUUACUAUAAACUCAUACGGACUACCCAGGACGCAGAUUAUGUAUAAUAACGCGGUUUAUAAGUUCGAAGGAUAUUCGGUGUUUUUUCAUCGACCUUUGCCUGAAGUAUUUCCUGCAAUGCCUACAUCGCGUUGGACAACUGAUUUCGAUUUCGAGUUUGUGAAAGAGAGUAUUGCAAAUUGCUAUACAGUUGGAGAACUCGAAGCUUUUUAUUCAUAUCUGUACGAUGAAACUCUUGAUUUCUAUGAUGUGAGUAGAUACCCUGAUGAAGACCCAGAUCAUAAGGGUUGUCCUUAUUUCCAUAUUAUGCCUAGAUUUGUUUAUGAAAAAGACGGACGUGCAGAACUUCUUGCGAUGUGCAAAGUUAUAGAUUACUUAGUUAGGUCUUUCAAGCCAUUAGUAUCACGCUCUGACGAGGAGUACCUACUGCAGUGCACCGAAGAACAGUUCCGCAAAUACAUUGGACGAGAGAAAAAUCAAAUUAUUUUGUGCCCUCUAAAGAAACCAUCAGCUAUUCGAGUUGACUCGUUUGUCCGAGUACUGGAUACCAAAGAGAUUAAGAUCAUGCAGAACACUCUCAAACCAGUAGCUUAUAUUGCAGUGCAUAAUCCCGAACUUCAUAGGUUAUCUAAGCGCCUCAGCAAAAUGAGACACUUACAUGCUGUGAAAAAAAACACUUCCGAGCAAGUGAGAAUGGAAAUAGAAAAUUUACAAGUAAAAAUAGAUUCUUUAAAAAAUAAAAGUAAUAAUGUUAGAUGCGUGUCAGUUCUGCUACCGUCACACUUGUUUUAUAAAUGCGGUAUGUAUCCCGAUGUUGUUCCUCAUUCACUGGUACUUUUGUUGGCCUGCCAACAUGCUCGUUUGCACUGGUCAUUUGAUGUCUUAGAAGAAAAAAUUAACCACAAGUUUAAAAAUCGAUUACUGUUAGAACUAUCUCUUACCCACCCAUCCUUCAAGCAUAAUUACGGAGUCACGAUUGAUCAUGCCAAAAAUACGUUGCUCAAUUGUGGGUAUCGUAGAAAAUAUUCUACCCUAGAUGAAAAAAAAGAAAAAAAACGAGGUAUAUUCCGUUUGCUCGAAAUAAUGUCUUUGUCUGGGCAAAGUAAAUCUGCAAUAUCCCCUAUCACUCAUAACGAAAGGCUUGAGUAUUUGGGCGAUGCUGUAGUAGAAAUGGUCGUAUCUAUUCGGCUUUAUCUAUUAUUACCCCUACACAACGAAGGUGUGCUUGCUACAUAUCGUAGUGCUUUGGUUCAAAAUCGUAAUCUUGCAACACUAGCCCAGAACAUAGGUUUACAACAUUGGCUAUUAUUUGCUCACGGUCCUGAUCUCUGCCAUGAAUCUGAUUUCAGACAUGCUCUUGCAAACUCUUUCGAGGCCAUAAUGGCUGCGGUUUAUUUAGAUGCUGGUAUUGACAAAUGUGAUAGAUUGUUUUCAAAAGCAAUGUUUGGCAACAAUGAGAUUGAGUUGGACCGUUGGCUGAAUGUAUCUGAUGAAGAACUGCGGUGCGAUGAGUACAAAGAUGGUGACCGAGAACUCAUACCUAAGUUUGAGGUCCUUCAGUCUUUGACCAGUUUUGAAAAUUCGAUUGGUUUCCGGUUCAAACACAUAAGACUACUUGCUAAAGCGUUUACUAGAAGAAACAUUCCUUAUAAUUGCAUAUCCAAAGGUAAUAACCAAAGACUGGAGUGGUUAGGUGAUACUGUGCUUCAAUUGGUUGUAACUGACUACCUAUACAAGCAUUUUCCUCACCACCAUGAAGGCCACCUCUCACUUCUACGAACUUGCAUAGUAAGUAACAAAACUCAGUCUGUUAUAUGUGAUGAUUUGAAUAUGGGUGAAUACUUAGUGAAACCAAUAGCGAAUAGAGAUAAAGUUAAUCUUCGAGUGAAAGAUAAAGCUGAUCUUGUUGAAGCAUUCAUAGGCGCUUUGUAUCUCGAUGGUGGCUUGGGCGCUUGUAAAGCUUUCAUUAAAGUUUGCUUUUUACCUCGUUUGAAAUUGUUUAUCGAAGCAAAUAAGUGGAAUGAUCCUAAGUCACAACUGCAGCAACUCUGUCUGACGAUGAGAAAUCCUGAAUCGAAAGAGCCUGCUAUGCCCACAUAUAGGGUGAUCUCGGCGGAAGGUCCUUCUAACACUCGAAGGUAUAAAGUAGCAGUUUACUUUCGGGAGAGAAGAUUGGCUGUUGGAGAAGCUGGUAACAUGCAUUCAGCGGAAAUGGAUGCAGCAAAAAGAGCUAUCAUUGAAUGCAAAGAGUUGGCCAACAAUAAGUUUAGCUCUCACCAAAGAUUCGCUCAGCUCUCUAGGACAAAUAAUACUUACUGA